Suhomyces tanzawaensis NRRL Y-17324 is the source of this 600-nucleotide messenger RNA. RefSeq lists its product as uncharacterized. The transcript is spliced from 2 exons. Lineage: Eukaryota; Fungi; Ascomycota; Pichiomycetes; Serinales; Debaryomycetaceae. Gene Ontology annotation, cellular component: endoplasmic reticulum membrane. Gene Ontology annotation, molecular function: 3-hydroxyacyl-CoA dehydratase activity. Gene Ontology annotation, biological process: sphingolipid biosynthetic process; fatty acid elongation; very long-chain fatty acid biosynthetic process. The coding region runs from base 1 to 600 and encodes 199 amino acids. The record is from RefSeq and is a predicted model, not a curated record.
AUGUCCGUCACCGCCUACUUGACUGCCUACAACGCCGUGUCGCUUGUGUUGUGGUCGUACUUGUUGUACACCGCCCGGCUCUUUCACAACUACUCGAUCCGCCUCGUGGGCAAGGUGCCCCACCGGCUGUUGGUGCAGACACAGGUGUUCAAUUCUGGGAUUGAGAUCUUCCAUUCGUUGCUGGGGCUCGUGGCGACCCCUGUUGCCACCAUGAUUUUACAAUCGCUGGCACGGCUCUUGAUUGUGGUGGGGAUUUGCUGGAAAUUGCCCCAGAGCCCCGGAAACUACCACUUUUGGGCCUUCACCGGCAUCCAGUUGGCCUGGGGCAUCACCGAGGUGGUGCGGUACGGGUUCUACGUGCUCAAGCUCGUGGGUGUACGGGUGCCUCGCUGGCUCACCUGGCUCCGCUACUCCACGUUCAUCGUGUUGUAUCCGUUGGGCCUUGUUAGCGAGCUGACGGUGGUGUACUUGUCGCUCGGCUCGGCAUCGGGUCUCUACUACUACUUCUUGGUGUUUGCGUUGGCCAUGUACAUUCCGGGUUUUUUGAGGUUGUACGGACACAUGUUCAAGCAGCGGAGAAAGGCAUUGGCCAGGAGAUAG